CAUUUUUUUCAGUUAAUGGGGUUCUUUUGUAUUUACGUUUCUACUUCUGUGCAGAAUUAUGGUUCUCUUGACUCGACUGAAGCUGCCAAAGCUAUUGUGGAGAAAGAUUUGAGCAGUGUUUAUUCAUCUUUGUUAUCGGAAAUUGAUCACACAGUUAAGAAGUAUGCCGAUAAUCUUCUGCAUGCAAUGGAGGGAGUAAGUGCUCGGCUAUCACAAUUAGAAACUAGAAGUCGCCAGAUUGAUAACUCUGUUGAUGAACUUAAGUUGUCUGUUGGUAACAACCACGGAGUCACUGAUGGAAAAUUGAGACAGUUGGAAAAUAUACUCAGACAGGUGCAAGAUGGUGUUCAGGUGAUAAGAGAUAAACAGGAAAUAAUGGAUGCUCAGCUGCAGCUCAUGAAAUCGCAAGCUCCAAAGGUUGAGCAGGAAGCAGAAACCCACAAUACUACACAUAAGGAUUCAUCCCAACCUACAGCAUCUGCUCCUCUUCAAUCCCACCAGCAAUUUCCUCCUGUUGCUCUUACACAACCACCUUCUACCGUACCUCCUCCAAAUGCUCCUCCGCCCCCUCCUCAACAGAAUCCGCCAUACCAAGUUCAACUUCAGAACCAGUUUCCUCAGAAUCCAAUUCCCUCCCAUCCUCAGUCAGAAGCUUAUUAUCCCCCGGCUGGUCAAGCACCGGAAAACUUAAGUCAGCAGUACCAACUGCCUGCACCACAGCAGCAUCAGACUCCACCACCACCUCCACAUCAGCAAUAUCAGUCUACCCCUCCGCCAAUGUACUCUCAGCCACCUCCACCUGCUCAACCACAACCCCCUCAUUCCUCUGUUAAUCCCUCACAACCUCAACCUCUAGUAGGCCAUCAUCGUGAAGAGACACCUUUUGUACCAUCCCAGAAUUAUCCACCACCAAGCAUCCGCCAACCUCCUCAUCCAUCAAGUGGAGCCCCUCCAUCCCAGCAGUUAUAUGCAGCUCCCCCUAAUAUGUUUGAGCCCCCACCUAGCAGACCUGGUCCCGGAUAUUCUGGUGUAUAUCCACCAUCCUCUGUGCAUGGUGAACCUUAUCCUUAUAGCAGUUCCCCACGUCAGUAUGGCAGUGGCUCCUCAAUGAAACCACCUCAAGUUAACUUACCUGCAAUGGGCCAGAGUGGUGGAAGUGGCUAUCAGCAGCUCCCCACUGCAAGGAUAUUACCUCAAGCACUACCUACGGCUUCUGCUGUUAGUAGUGGGUCUAGUUCUCCCAGUACUGGUAAUAGGGUUCCUAUUGAUGAUGUUGUUGACAAAGUGACGAACAUGGGAUUUUCAAGAGACCAAGUAAGGGCAACGGUGCGGAGGUUGACUGAGAGUGGACAGGCUGUCGAUUUGAAUACAGUGUUGGACAAGUUGAUGAAUGAUGGAGACGUUCAGCCACCACGAGGCUGGUUUGGUCGGUAGCAUGUAUCCUCUUGUUCAAGUUCCUGUAUAGAAAUCUGAGUUCAAUGUCUAAAUUUGCAAAAAUUACUUUGCUUGGAUUUAAGCGGCAUUCUUUACUGGUUUAACGUUCUGCUUCUGACUGCUGAAACUUUAUUCUUGUGCUCGCGAGACAGAUUUGUUAAUGUGUUUUGCUUUUUCCUUUCUUUUUUCUUGUACAGGACCUAAAAAUUACUUUCAUUUCCUUCUGCUCAACUGUGUUUCACUUUGUAUCA
Nicotiana tabacum (common tobacco) is the source of this 1685-nucleotide messenger RNA. The record is from RefSeq and is a predicted model, not a curated record. NCBI's taxonomy places the organism in Eukaryota, Viridiplantae, Streptophyta, Magnoliopsida, Solanales, Solanaceae.